Molecule: messenger RNA, 1986 nt
Organism: Nematocida minor
Lineage: Eukaryota; Fungi; Microsporidia
Exons: 1
Coding region: 1-1986 (661 amino acids)
Source: RefSeq, a predicted model, not a curated record
AUGGAACAUUCAUUAAGCACAUCGUCAAAAUCAGUGAGAGUUUUCUCAAAGAGCCAAGCACUGCUGGGGAGCAGCAGAAAGAGCUCCAGCAGUAUGUCAAGGGAGUACAUGAAGGAGCUGAGCAAAUACUUAAAAGAGCUGAGCCAUUUGGAAAGAAAAAUAGAGAAUAGGAGCAUAUUGCUAAACAGCAGCUACGAGAAGAUCAGCGAGAUAAGCUCAUCACGCGAUCCUCUUAUGCUGCAGAAAGUGCUGAAGCUCAAGCUAACUCUGCUUGUAGAAAGAAAGGACAGACUGCACGCAGAGAUAAGCAGCGCCAAGUCAUCGCUGCUCUCGCAGAAGGAAAAGAUAGAGAGCAGCAUAAGCUCUAGGCCGCACUCUUCAAGCAUAGACUCAUCAAUUGCAAGCUUUAAAAGCAUCCAGCAGUCCAUCAACCAAAAGGUUGUAGACCACUACUCAAGAUACAAUAAAACUCUUUCCGAAAUAGAGGAUCUUGUACGAGACUCUCUGAUCAGCAAAAAAGAUAGAAGGAUCAUAUUUUCAAUUCUUUUCCCAAAGUUCAAAGAAGAUAGCUAUCCGCUACUGACCAAGUGCUUCAGAAAGGUCUUUGGAUCGAGAGUAUCUACAGCAACACAGUUUAUGGGCGAAAUACUCAGAAGAAGCUCUUCGUCUGAGAUUCAUCUUUCAAGCGAUUCAGACUCGUUUGACAUGCUCUCGUGUUUUGUCCAUUUUGUGCGAAACCACCUGCUGACAUCGUCAUGCUUUAUAUUUGGAUCAGUCUGCACUAUCUGCAUAGUAAUGUGGAAGCUGGUGUCCAGUGUUCUUUCUUCAUCUAGCAUGUCGACCUCUAUUGCAUCUAUUAGCAUACUCGCGUGUGUUCUAUUUGGAUGGUCAACCUUUGGGGUAUUUGCGUUCUUUUUUUCGUGGACAUUCGGCCAGUCUUCUUCUGCACCAGUGCCAUCUAGCUCACUCUCAGAUAGUAUUAGCUCAUUAAGUAGCAGCAGCAAAUCAUCUAGUAGCAGCAGCAAAUCAUCUAGCAGCUUGUCUAGCAGCCAGUCAAAGAGCAGUAAAUCAUCUAGCAGCUUGUCUAGCAGUCUCCUAAGCAGCAGUAGCAAAUCAUCUAGUAGUCAAUCAAAUUCUAGCAGCAGUAAAUCAUCUAGCAGCAGCAAUAGUAAGCCUAGUAGUUUAUCUAGUGAUAGCUCACUUUCUAGCAGCUUAUCUAGCAGUCAGUUAAGCAAUAGCAAAUCAUCUAGCAGUCAGUCAAAUUCUAGCAGUAGCAAAUCAUCUAGCAGUCAAUCAUCUAGUAGCCAGUCACAUUCUAGCAGUAGCAAUAGUAAGCCUAGCAGUAGCUCACUUUCUAGCAGCUUGUUAAGCAGCUUGUCUAGCAGUAGUAUGUCAAUUAGCAGGCCUAGCAGCGGAAGUAGUAGCCAGUCUAGUAGCAGUAAGAACAGCAGCAUAGGAUCAUCUGGGCAGUCAGCCAGUAGGCCAUCAUCUAUAAGCGAUAGAUCGUCUCUUUUAGACUCUCCUUCUCUCAGUGAGUCGCUGUACUCUUCUUUAUUGAGUGAUUCGUCACAUAGUAAAGAGUCAUCUCGCUCAUCUGUAUCUCACUCUAGCUCCAGCUCUUCAGAGACAAGCCUGCAGGACAGCAUAGCAGUGUUUGACAAGCAGAUGCUCACACUCUUCCCUCUCUUUGCAGCCAACGUCCUUUCCUCUCUGGCAGUGUGCAUGCUCUCUGUUUCUAGCGUAGACUACCUUCUUAGCGCGCUUACACCAAGCCAUGCUAAGAGCAUAUUUCUACUGCUCUGUUCAGCAUGUUCUGUCUUUUCCAUCUCGCUGUCCAGCAUAAAGUCGCUGCAGAUUCUCAAGUCUUCUUCCAGAAGCUCUUCGCUCUCCUCCAUUUCUCUUUUUGUCUUUGCAGUGUCCCUCUGUCUGCUGAUCACUGUGGUCACAUCAGGAGCCUGCGAGGUAAGCUCGUGGUUCCUUUCCUAG